This is a messenger RNA of Echinococcus granulosus, 219 nucleotides long. RefSeq lists its product as hypothetical. NCBI's taxonomy places the organism in Eukaryota, Metazoa, Platyhelminthes, Cestoda, Cyclophyllidea, Taeniidae. The coding region runs from base 1 to 219 and encodes 72 amino acids. The transcript is spliced from 2 exons. The record is from RefSeq and is a predicted model, not a curated record.
AUGACCUCACUGGGCCAGAGGGAACGCGAAUACUGUGUAGCUAUUGCGGUGGCAAAGGCGGGCGGUGCGGAGCGGCGACGGCGAGCUCAGGUGGCCAAACGUAGGAGGAAAGCAGAUCAACAACAACACCAACCAGCUCAGCUCCAGAAGCCGAUCGUGGCAGCGGUGGUGGAUAACGGACUGCCAAAACCAACGCAAAUUGUGUUUGAUGAGGACUAG